UUUCCAGACUAAGAUAUGUUUCUCGCAGGAAAAUCUACGAAUACUGGUUCCUUUAAGAGGAAUAUUUUAAGACCAACUUCUCCCAAAUCUCCUGUUGCAAGUGCUAGUGCCUUUGAAAGCGUAGAGGAAUCAGAUGACGAAGAUAUUAUAUCAGAAAGCGCUAAUUUAGAUACUACAUAUCUGCACUCGAAUGGAGAUGUUGGGGCUGAAGGUAAAAAUCCAUACGAGACUUUACCUAAUCAUGUUAAUACUAAUGGAGAGCAGAUGGCAAUCACUGCUUCAAGUAUGAUCCGUUCUCAUAGUGUUUCUGGUGAUCUGCAUGGUGUUCAGCCCGACCCAAUAGCAGCUGACAUUUUGAGGAAAGAGCCAGAGCAUGAAACUUUUGCUCGAUUGAAAAUUACACCUAUUGAGGAUAAAAAGUGCAGGAACAAAUCCAAUAUUUGAGAUUGGGUCGCUCAAGUUUGAGGGAUCCCAAAUCCACCGGUUAAUAAGAGAGCGAUCCCAUUCAAUUCAAUGUUGAUUGACAUGAAGUUGAAAUUAAAGAGUACUGAAUUCUAGAUCCACUUUCGCAACAGGGGAAACCAUGGUCACUUCACUUGUGCUUGCUGUGACAUCAACCUUUUCAAUUUUGUAAACAAGUAAAUCUUGAAAAUUCAAGGACUUGCUGCAGUCAUUGAUGGAAAGAAACCUGCAACAGUGUCUGGUACC
Molecule: messenger RNA, 708 nt
Organism: Lotus japonicus
Lineage: Eukaryota; Viridiplantae; Streptophyta; Magnoliopsida; Fabales; Fabaceae
Product: AMP deaminase-like
Exons: 3
Coding region: 16-444 (142 amino acids)
Source: RefSeq, a predicted model, not a curated record